Molecule: messenger RNA, 2323 nt
Organism: Planococcus citri (citrus mealybug)
Lineage: Eukaryota; Metazoa; Arthropoda; Insecta; Hemiptera; Pseudococcidae
Product: NEDD8 ultimate buster 1-like
Exons: 11
Coding region: 170-2056 (628 amino acids)
Biological process (GO): regulation of ubiquitin-dependent protein catabolic process
Molecular function (GO): protein binding
Source: RefSeq, a predicted model, not a curated record
GAUAAUAUUCGUGUUUUUCUUGAUAAAAUGACAAAAAAUUCUGCGAAGAAGAUGAACUCAUCAUUAAUCAUUGUCGUAAACUCGUGUUGAGUGAAUGCAAAAAGCAUUAUUAUUGUAACGAUAUCGUUGUAUAAUUUCAUUCAGACAGUCUUCUCGCAAGUAGUGCAUCAUGGACGACACCAGUAUACGCGAAAAUGUCACGUUCAGAAUCAAACAUUUACUACAAUCCAACGGUGUUAAAUUAUGGUUACCUCCGUAUUAUCAAGAAGGUUCCUCAGAUCUGACAUUCAACGAUAAAAUCGUGGAAUUGGCAGAAGAGUACAAAGACGUUGUGAACGCUGACUUUCAAUUAUGCGCAGAAAUUCUGCUUGAACUGCAGGAUAAAUGUUUGCAGCGAUUACAAGAGCAAAAUAAAUUCAAAGCCGAAGGCAUGGCAUCGAUUACUGUCAAAGUAUCUGGCCAAAAUGUACCCGAAUUCACGGUGCAUUUACGAUUAUCCGAUAUCACCGAAUUAUUGAGACAAAACAUCGCUGAAAAAGUCACCAUUUCUGCUGAAAGGUUAAAGUUGAUUUCGAAUGGAAAAAUUCUACAGUCCGAUUCAACAUUAGAACAACAGGGAGUUAAACAUGGCAAUACUGUCUUGGUGAUUGUUCUUCCUUCUCUCAAUGCUAGCGAUUCACCUUCGAGUUCGAGUUCUGUGGAUAAUGUUGAUGAGAAGAUACUCAAUGAAACCAUGAAAGAUUUGGAGUUUUUGACACAAAAAUCGAAAGGAAAAAAUGUAUUUUCGGUCACUAAUCAAUCUGGUCAUUUUUUGAAUAUCCCAGAAAGCAGUCGUCAGCAUUUACUGGCCGCGAUGACAUUGCACGAGAAAGGUCGAUCGGCUUUCAAAAGGGGUGUUUAUUCUUUAGCGUUGGUGUUUUAUCUAGAAGCCGAUAACGAAUUCAAACUGAGUCGUUGCGAUUUACUAGAUAAAGUAGAUAACUACGGUCUUUUGAAUUUGGAUAUCGUUUGGUGUUAUCUUCACUUGAAAAGUGUCCAUUAUUUAUCCGAUGCUGAAACAAGAUUGAGAAUUUGCGACGAGUCAUUCAGGAAAUGCUAUGGGCCUAAUUUGGAACGUUUGAAAGCCGUGAAAGGAACUUGUGGAAAUGAAAGUGUUUUGUUGGUUCGACUUCAUUUAUUGCAAGCUAUUUCACAUCAUCUUAUGAACAGGAAUGCAAUAGCUAGAGAAAAGUUCAACCAAGUGGAAGCAGAAUUGAAAAGCCUUCGAGUAGAUGAUGAAAAAAUAACAACUUUGAUCGGGCAAUUGAAUUGUACUCCGAAGGAAGCGAGACUUGGUCUUCGAGCAUCCUUUAAUGACCCAGACGCAGCGUUUAAUUUCAUUCUCGAGCAGAGAGAACAGAAAAAACGAAGAGCGGCUGUGGAAAGAAUUAAGAGCAUCACAGAUGGUUGUAUUUGCGCUGAUGGUGCUCCUGUUGACCCCGAAAAAGUGAAACAACUCGUUGAUAUGGGUUAUUCGCAACUUUUGGCCAUCUGUGGUCUGAAGAAUUCCAAUAACGAUAUGGAUAAUACAAUCAUUUGGAUUAGCAACUACAUCGCAAAUUUAAAGAAUUUAUACCCCGCCUACGUAGCAGAUGUGAUAACGAACAUCGAUAUAAAUUCGCGUUCGUAUUUCAACAUAUUCAACCUCCACAAGUACGAACUGAACGAACCGUGUAUUGCAAAUUUCAUCGCAAAAUCAGUCGGAGUUCAACAAGCUACGGAAGUUUUUCCUACAGUCAAUUUUAAAACUAAAAAACCUGCUGAAACUUUGAACUCGACUUCAUCUCCUGGAACUUCGACACCUACACCAGCUCCGUCUUCUUCGUCGCGUCCACCUACUUUACCAGCAAUACCAGCUAUUCCAGCGAUACAUGAUCCGAAUUCGUUGUCUCCGGAGGAAUACGAUGCGUACGAACGACUCAGCAAGGACAUGUCUGAUACCACCGAUGAUUACCUCGAUUCUACUCUAGAAAGCGAAGAGAACUUUUUCGUUAUGUAUAAGUCAUUGCUGAAAUAAAGUUUAUUUACGCGGCGAAUUGUACUUGUUCACUUCGCUUAAUUUUUUAAAUUUUAUACUACGUAGGAGAGUUCGAAAGACUUAAUUUUUGAUUUUUAAGUUCGAAAAAUUGCAUGUCCUGUUCCUGUAUGUUUACAGUAGUCUAUAGCAAUUUUUCUCUUUUUAAUGCAUGUUUGUAACGUAAUAUUUGCUAUAAUUGUACCGAUGUUUUUAAUGAUAUCAUUUUUUGUUUGGUGCUAACAGAAAAUAAAUAAAUGAUCCACUGUU